Moesziomyces antarcticus is the source of this 738-nucleotide messenger RNA. RefSeq lists its product as uncharacterized. The transcript has 3 exons. Gene Ontology annotation, cellular component: ribosome; cytosolic small ribosomal subunit. Bases 1 to 738 code for a protein of 245 amino acids. Lineage: Eukaryota; Fungi; Basidiomycota; Ustilaginomycetes; Ustilaginales; Ustilaginaceae. Gene Ontology annotation, molecular function: structural constituent of ribosome; RNA binding. Gene Ontology annotation, biological process: maturation of SSU-rRNA from tricistronic rRNA transcript (SSU-rRNA, 5.8S rRNA, LSU-rRNA); translation. The record is from RefSeq and is a predicted model, not a curated record.
AUGUCCGCUCCUUCCGUUUCGUGCUUCGGCAAGAAGAAGACGGCCACCGCCGUCGCCCACUGCAAGGAGGGCAAGGGUCUCAUCCGCCUCAACGGCCAGCCCAUCUCGCUCGUCCAGCCCGAGAUCCUCCGAUGGAAGGUCUUCGAGCCCGUCCUUGUUGUCGGUGAGGACAAGUUCUCGCAAUCAGCAGGGAAGCAGGACAAAUCAGGCAAUGUUUGGGGCGACCGAACAGGAGGUGUGAUGGAGACGACAUGGCAGUUGGCAGUCGAAAGGUGGUCCCGCAUCCCAUGCAGGACAGAACAGGAGUGGCAAUCGUCAAAGCUACGAUCGGAUGGCAGCAGCAUGGAGGAGCCAUUUAUCGGUCGACAUCACAUUGGGCCUGCUAUUGACGCUGCUGUACUUUUGCUGUUGCGCGCUCGCACACGCCAUCGACGACCAAUCGCUGACUUUCUGAAUCUCGAUCUGCCCACGCUUCCACAUACACCCAGGACCGUCGACAUCCGUCUCCGCGUGUCCGGUGGUGGUCAGACCUCGCAGGUCUACGCCAUCCGCCAGGCCAUCGCCAAGGCCCUGGUCGCCUACUACGCCAAGUACUACGACGCUGCCUCUGCCCUCGAGCUCCGCCAGCUGUUCGUUGCCUACGACCGCACCCUUCUGAUCGCCGACACCCGUCGCUCGGAGCCCAAGAAGUUCGGUGGUCACGGUGCGCGUGCCCGCCGACAGAAGUCGUACCGUUAA